UUCCAGAAUGCAUAUAAAUCUACCUCUUCCGCAGUGGUCGUCACACUCUGAUUUUCCUCUUUCAAUUGAGGUUCAAAGACCAAUUCCAGCAGGACAGAGAGAGAUAUGGCGCUUCCCAAGGCUAAGGAGCUCGUUUCUACUAAUCCCGUCGUCGUCUUCAGCAAAACCUACUGCCCCUUCUGCGUGACCGUGAAGGAAUUGCUGACAAAGCUCGGCGCCUCCUUCAAAGCCAUUGAAUUGGAUAAAGAGGGUGAUGGAACUGAGAUACAAUCUGCUCUGGCUGAAUGGACUGGGCAGCGAACAGUGCCGAAUGUGUUCAUUGGUGGGAAGCACAUUGGUGGUUGUGAUGCAACAACUGGUCUGCACGCCCAAGGAAAGCUUGUUCCACUGCUAACUGAAGCUGGAGUAGUUGCCAAAGCUUCUGCUUAGACUGCUCAUGAAUCAGUACCUGCUCAGUAAUCCUGUAUGCAACUCUGAUAAUAAAGUGUGGGUACUUUUACUUUGCCUGGUUUGAUAUGCCUGUGCGAUUGGUUAGCGGGCAACUUCUUUUGAUAUGAAAAUAAUUAUACUGAAUGCUGUGCUCUAUGUACGUUUAAAUGGUUUAUCGACAAGUCACUUAUAACUA
Molecule: messenger RNA, 625 nt
Organism: Sesamum indicum (sesame)
Lineage: Eukaryota; Viridiplantae; Streptophyta; Magnoliopsida; Lamiales; Pedaliaceae
Product: glutaredoxin
Biological process (GO): cellular response to oxidative stress
Cellular component (GO): cytoplasm
Molecular function (GO): glutathione disulfide oxidoreductase activity
Source: RefSeq, a predicted model, not a curated record